Molecule: messenger RNA, 1909 nt
Organism: Folsomia candida
Lineage: Eukaryota; Metazoa; Arthropoda; Collembola; Entomobryomorpha; Isotomidae
Product: neuronal acetylcholine receptor subunit alpha-6
Exons: 8
Coding region: 475-1767 (430 amino acids)
Biological process (GO): monoatomic ion transmembrane transport; nervous system process; regulation of membrane potential
Cellular component (GO): synapse; neuron projection; membrane
Molecular function (GO): transmembrane signaling receptor activity; neurotransmitter receptor activity; extracellular ligand-gated monoatomic ion channel activity
Source: RefSeq, a predicted model, not a curated record
UAUAUAAUUACUGUAAAAACUUAUGCAGCUAAAACCUUCUGUAUAUGUAGACAUUCAGCAUGGCACAAUUUCAUCAACCGGAUCGUACUUCAUAUUAUGAAGUUCAUAACACGUACGUACUUUUGUUUGGCAAAAAUACGCAGCCAACAUACACAAACUCUUCACUUUAAACAAGUGAAGAGAAGACGAAAAUUAUUAGUUGGCAAAUUUUCCGUCAUCCGCCCAAUUAAAGUCUUAAAUGCUUCAAUUGGUGUCAACUGUCCAUACAUGCUUAUGCUUAAUUCAGUCGAUGAGUGUGUCAACAAGAUACUACGCACUCUGCCCUUACGUACAUACACACUUACAUUUCAAAUACACAGAAAGUAAAACAAAAUUUUAAGAAUUUUGUUUCGAAUAGAGUGACGAAAAUAUAUUAUUUAUGCAAAUACACGGUUAAAACGAGAUCCUAUUUUCCUUUAUUUAUCUGACUCGAGAAUGGAGAAAAUCCCAGUCAGGAUCAUCUUGUGGCUUGUCGUAUUCGGGUUCGUCUUAUUUAAGUUGGUUUGGGGAGGGACGCCAAACCCAAACCGACGGAUCUCCAUGUUGAAAAAUUAUGAUAAACUUGCUCUGCCCAAUUUUAAAUUAAAUCGAAAGUUCAACGAAAGCUUGGUCACCGUGACCCUUGGAUCACUAACAUUAACACACUUCAGUAUCGAGGAAGAGAAGCAAACUUUUGAACUGGAGGCUUGGCCUUACUUUUCCUGGCGAGACAAUAGAUUGGCGUGGCAGCCAGAAAACAAUGAGUCUGGAAAUGGAAAGAUACAUUUUUCAUCGAGUGAAAUUUGGCUCCCUGACAUUCUUCUUUAUAACAGUGCACAACCUACAAAUUUGAAUAUCUAUGGGCUGUCUCAAGCUAUCGUAAGCAGAGAUGGAACUGUUAGCUGGGUUCCUCCUUCCAAAUUUGUUGUAUAUUGCGACUUGAACCUUCGCAAAUGGCCGAGAGAUCUUCAAAAAUGUACGGUAAAACUCGGUUCCUGGACGCAUGACUCGACUGAGAUUGACAUGCAAUUUGGGAAGGUGGAGGGCGAGGAUGAGAAAGUCAAGGUAUUGGAAGAUUUCAAAAAAGAGGACAUGGAGUGGGAACUAGUAGAUAAAAAGGCCAUCCGAGAAAGUCGAUCGUACGAAUGUUGUCCAGACGAAAGCUACACCUCCAUCACAUACCAAUUCAAUAUUCAGCGGAAAUCAUCACUCUACACCUACACCGUCUUUUUGCCUGCAGUUUUGAUUUCUUUUGUCAACCUGGUAUUGUUUCUGCAACCGGCGGAUAGCACGGGAAGGGUCACUGUGGCUGCCGUUAAUUUUUUGGUCAUCAGUUUGUUUCUAAUUUUCUUCAGGACACGGCUUCCAGAAGUUGAUCACGUUCCUUACAUUGUUAUCCUGUAUGGUUGGAACCUCAUUCUGGUUACACUGAAUAUCCUCACGUCGGCGCUUGUGAUUAAUCUCCUCAUCGGAUCCAGUACUCCACCCCGUUUUCUCCAACCCAUAUACAACCCCACAUUUCUUUCCAUUCUUUGUCUCCAACAUGUUCAAGCAUCCGAUAGGAGAAAAUCACAAAUUGGCGGAAGCAUAAUGAAAAGAACAACAGACGAUGCGGAAGCAAGUCGGGAAUUUGCCGAGACUAGGACGGGAAGAGUGUCAGAAUGGGUGCUUUUGGCAGCUACCGUUGAUCGAUUGUCAUUUGUGCUUUAUUCCACAAUCACAUUUAUUCUUCUGGCUUGUUUCUGUUGAGGGAGCUAACAAUAAUUUGAGUAUCAAUCGUAUACUAUGUCGGAGAUGAUCAUUUUACAUCUUGCUUGAUGGAUCUUGUUACACCUGAAAAAAACGAAGAAUAAAAGAAAAAUGCACAAAAUAAACUUCGACAUCAAAGUUA